Alternaria atra is the source of this 1956-nucleotide messenger RNA. RefSeq lists its product as uncharacterized. NCBI's taxonomy places the organism in Eukaryota, Fungi, Ascomycota, Dothideomycetes, Pleosporales, Pleosporaceae. Gene Ontology annotation, molecular function: protein binding. The coding region runs from base 1 to 1956 and encodes 651 amino acids. The transcript is spliced from 3 exons. The record is from RefSeq and is a predicted model, not a curated record.
AUGGACCAGAUAUCGACUGAAUACACAUCAAUUCGGCACGGCCCAAUCUGGUACGUUGACUUUCUAUCACACUCAUCACCACUGACGUUUAAAGAGUUUGAAGUAGUCCGGAUCCCCCGUAACUUCUUCAAGAUAGCAAGAAUAUUUACAAUACUCUGGACUGAACCUGACGGAACUACUGGGCAACCUUACACCAAGCCUGCUAGAUUCGUAGUGGUAAAAGCCAUGCCUACGUUCUCUGUCUGCCUACGUAUCAGCACCUACUCUGGACAAGCGACUUUGAAGCCUGGCGUUAUUGCACAUCAACACGCACCAGUGAUCCGCCAGGGCGACCAACCAGCUUUAUUCUGGGAUGAGUUUGAUCGCAAUCUCAAAGAGCCCAUCGAGAUCAAGGUCGAAAAUGAAGAAUUCAUCAACGUCAGCCCGGCGUCUCGCAUCAACUUUGCAAAACCAUACACUAUAGAGCACAACGUCAGAGUAAAGAAUAUCGGCAGAGUUGUUGGAGAAUCCACAUCAGAAACUGUGUUUGUCAUUCGAAAAGCAGAGGAAGUGGAGCGUAUCGUGUUAUCGUACAGGAACAAUUUUAGCAUUCUCGCUUCAUAUCUUACUAUGGUCAAUACUGGUCAGAAGAUAAUUCACCCAGGAACGAGCAUGCGCCCAAAGCUUGAGACGCCAGAAGGAUGUCUGCAUCAAACUACGUCUGUGUUGCGCGCACUCAGCAUUGAGUUUGACUUGCACUUCACCCAGAUGCGAAAUCUUCAGCGUGGUCAUGAUCUGCAUGUGCAUGUCUCCACUAUAUUGAACACAGCAAUGCAGUAUCCAGUACACGAUUCUACGUUUCCAGACACCGCAGCCUUAGCUAUCCGCUUCUGCAUGUUUCUCCUCACCACCGGACGAUACUCGCGCGUCUUGGAGUUCCUUGAUGCGUUCAAGACCUGGUCCAAUGCUCUGCUGUCCGCCCACUUUGAAGCAGGGACGGCCAUGAGCGGUAAAGAAGCUGUCGCACAGGCGUUGCACGGCAGUAUCUACUCAGCUUUACGGAUGUUCCACAACCUGUAUCAUUCUCGAACAAAAGCUCCCGAUAGAUCAUCGAUAUCUAUACUGCACAGCGUCAAUGGGUUGGGACUCAUGUAUCACGCUGUGGGCGAUAAUCGCGCCGCAUUAUAUCACCACCAGAGAGCGCUUCGUUCGAAAAGUGAGCUUCUAGGUCCUAGUGACCCCGAUACGCUGGUCAGUACAAACAAUCUCGGAAUUGUUCUUCUUAGUCAAGGAAAGCAUGAAACGGCAAGGAGCUUAUUUGAUAGAUCACUGAAAGGCUGGCUUCAAGCUUACGGUGCCGAUGAUCUUUUCGUCAUUGCGGCAAGGAGCAAUAUUGGCAUUGCGCUUCAUUUCCAGGGCAAGCUGGACGAGGCUGAGCACAGUCACCGCUACGUGUACAAAAAGCGCCACCUCAUCUUGGGCCCACACCACCACGAAACGGCCAAGAGCCAAGCAAAUCUUGCCAUCACUCUCAAUGAAAAGGGUCAUCAUGCGCAAGCCGAAAUACUGUAUCGUGAAGCUCUCACUAGUUUCCAGAACAAGCUCGGGCAAUCGCAUCCAGACACCUUGAAAACGCAUACCAAUCUGGCCACUGCCCUUCAUGAUCAAGGCAAAUUCAGGGAGGCGGACUCUGUUGUUGCUUCAGCACUUCCACUCAUCCAAAAGAAGUUUGGUUCGAUGCAUGCCGAAACCUUGGAAGCGUUAGAAUUCCAUGCCAUCCUCUUACAGCACCUGGGGAAGUUUUCCAAAGCGCUAGGAAUCGCUACAGAACUGUACGAGGCGCGCAAGUCGUAUUUGGGGUACGAUCACAGUGACACGCAAAGAACACUGCAGCAUUUGAGAGACUUGGCGGAAGAUGUGGAAGAAGCGCGCGUCAUGCGUAUAUUUCCUUCAGUCAUGCCUAUCGCUGUUUGCUAG